CAUCACCACCAGAUAGAAUGUCCAAUGGCACGACCGGUCUCGAGGCCCAGUUUAGCGGUCUCGGCAUAAAAUCAGCCUACGUUCCUCCUCACUUGAGGAGCCAGCAGCGGGCUGCUUCUUCUCCUACCCUUCCCUCUCCAGCAAAUACCGAUGGCGCCAACGGCUGGAACGACUCUCGUUCUUCUACUCCCUCCAGCGGGUAUGGCGGAGGACGUGGCGGCGGCCGAGGAGGCUUCUCCAGCGGCUAUAGUCGCGGCGGAGGAUGGGGUGACCGAGGCUCCGGCGGUGGUCGGUCAGACUACGGAGGCGGAUCUCGUGGCGGAGGCGGCGAAUCCUUCGGGUACGGUUCUUGGAAGGAUGGUAAACAUGUCGUCGGUGGACGUAACGCGCGCAUGGAGAAAGAGCUCUACGGCGAGCCCGACGACCCAUCCAAGCAGCACACCGGCAUCAACUUCGAGAAGUACGAGGACAUCCCAAUCGAAGCCACCGGCGCCGGUGUCCCUGAGCCCGUCAACGAAUUCACAAGCCCGCCCCUCGACCCUGUUCUCCUUGAGAACAUCGCAUACGCGCGCUACACUCGCCCCACACCUGUUCAGAAGUACUCAGUGCCCAUCGUUGCAGCUGGCAGAGACUUGAUGGCUUGUGCUCAGACUGGCUCCGGCAAAACCGGCGGUUUCCUGUUCCCCAUCCUGUCGUCUUCGUUCACCAACGGUCCUCGCGCUCCCCCGGUGGAGGAGUCGAACGGCUACGGCUACGGCCGUGCGCGCAAAGCUUAUCCCACCGCGCUCAUCCUCGCUCCCACCCGCGAGCUGGUUAGCCAGAUCCACGAGGAAGCACGCAAGUUCGCCUACCGUUCGUGGGUACGCCCGGCCGUCGUUUACGGCGGUGCCGACAUCAAUCAGCAGCUCCGCACUAUCGAGCGUGGCUGUGAUUUGCUCAGCGCCACCCCCGGCCGUCUUGUCGAUCUUAUUGAGCGCGGUCGUAUCAGCCUGGCCAACGUCAAGUAUCUUGUCCUUGACGAAGCUGACCGGAUGUUGGACAUGGGUUUCGAGCCUCAGAUCCGCCGUAUCGUGCAAGGCGAGGACAUGCCUGGCGUUCAGGAUCGCCAGACUCUCAUGUUCAGCGCCACUUUCCCACGCGAUAUCCAAAUGCUCGCCCGCGACUUCCUGAAGGACUACAUCUUCCUUUCUGUCGGUCGCGUCGGUUCGACCUCAGAGAACAUCACGCAGAGGAUCGAAUUCGUGGAGGACCACGACAAGCGCUCCAUGCUGCUCGACAUCCUCACGGCGCAGGAAAAGCAGGGCUUGACUCUCGUGUUCGUGGAGACGAAGCGCAUGGCCGACAUGUUGUCGGAUUUCCUAUAUCAGAGCCAGUUCCCUGCAACGUCUAUUCAUGGCGACCGAACCCAGCGUGAGCGUGAGAUGGCUCUCCAGACUUUCCGCACCGGACGUACCCCCAUUCUUGUCGCCACUGCUGUCGCGGCCCGUGGUCUCGACAUUCCCAACGUCACGCAUGUUAUCAACUAUGAUUUGCCCACUGACAUCGACGACUACGUCCACCGCAUCGGUCGUACCGGUCGUGCUGGGAACACCGGUGUCGCAACGGCCUUUUUCAACUACGGCAACAAAAAUAUCGUCAAGGACCUAAUGGAGUUGCUUCGUGAAGCUAACCAGGACAUUCCGCCCUGGCUGGAGACCGUUGCCCGCGAAUCCUCGUUCGGCGGCAGUUCCCGCGGCGGGCGUGGUCGCGGAGGAGGAGGAGGACGUGGCCGCGGCGGAGGCGCUGCCAGGGAUUUCCGCUCCUCGAGCUACGCCGGCGGAAGCCGUGCUGGCGGUUUUGGUGGCGCUCCCCAGUACGGCGGCAGCGGCUACGGAGGCGGGGCUGGAUACGGUAACGGCGGUUACUCCGGCGGCGGAGGCGACCGCGGCUGGUGGUAAACGACCGCGCUCCCUCCAAGUCCACAUGCCCCCCUCCCCUUCUGUCUUCCUAUGCCUUCUCGACAUGCCCUCAUGAUUACGACACCAACCCGCUGCACCGUGCAUUGGCACGACUGCGACACCCCCUUCACCUGUUUUCGACUUAAGUUUCGUCGCGCUGCUCUCUCAUCUGGACACCUCGCACCCGUCUCGCUGCUCUCGCUGCUCAUUGGUGAUCAUACGGCCCUAUUUUAGAUUCGUCUAAUGUGUUUCCAUACCAGGCGUGCAUCGGGAGGAUUGUUUGGUACGCUGCCAUCGCAUUACACUGUUGCAUUUCUCGGACUAGAUUAGACGUCACGGCGGGGCCCCGCAUCACAUUUUGAGCAGAAACGUAUCGUUAUAGCGCUAGUCUUCGCUUACUUUAUUGCGUAGCGUAGUAAGGCGCUUUUAUACCGGCAUAUCGAGACACUUGAUAGAGCAUCGCAUCCAUGUAUCUUUACUGCAAUCUUA
Punctularia strigosozonata HHB-11173 SS5 is the source of this 2426-nucleotide messenger RNA. RefSeq names its product DEAD-domain-containing protein. The record is from RefSeq and is a predicted model, not a curated record. NCBI's taxonomy places the organism in Eukaryota, Fungi, Basidiomycota, Agaricomycetes, Corticiales, Punctulariaceae. The coding region runs from base 18 to 1937 and encodes 639 amino acids. Gene Ontology annotation, molecular function: ATP binding; RNA binding; RNA helicase activity. Gene Ontology annotation, cellular component: nucleus. The transcript is spliced from 3 exons.